Messenger RNA from Drosophila eugracilis, 2018 nucleotides. It is a transcript of the gene Tailor, whose product is annotated as terminal uridylyltransferase Tailor. The coding region runs from base 120 to 1850 and encodes 576 amino acids. The transcript is spliced from 9 exons. Gene Ontology annotation, biological process: mRNA 3'-end processing; mitochondrial mRNA polyadenylation. The record is from RefSeq and is a predicted model, not a curated record. Gene Ontology annotation, molecular function: poly(A) RNA polymerase activity. Lineage: Eukaryota; Metazoa; Arthropoda; Insecta; Diptera; Drosophilidae.
UCACACUUAUCGCUUGUUGCAAUUUACGUGUUUUCACCUUAACGCUGUUUUUAACGCAAGCGAACCUAUUGCCGUUAUUAAUUUGAAGAGGGAAAACCGGAACAAUUUUCACAGGCACAAUGCGAAUCGAAGCAGAGGACUCUUUUUGGUUGGAGAAGGCGGUAUAUUGCAAUGCAGAGAGGAACUACUAUGAAACGCUCAAUCGGCGGAAAACCAGUCUUCCCGUCCCCGCCCCCCUAAAAGCGCCCGGCCCAGCCUCCAUCAUAUCCGCACCCAAUAUAUCCGCUCCCGCAAAGAAGGCCAAAAAGAAAAACAAGACGAUGUCCGAGAGGGAGACGCCAAAACAACUGCUUUACAUGAAUCCUCUGACUAUGGAGGCGAGUUUUUUCCUUGAGACCUUAAACUCUGUAAAUCAGAAAAGUAAUCCACCACAGUUGGAUCCGCAUUUGGCCAAACUACUGGAGCUCAUUGUGGUGGGCAUCGAAAACUACAUGGACAGGAACCCCACCUACGUUCUUCCCCAGGAAAAGGCUGCCCCGGGUGAGGGCGUGGUGUUUGUUCAGCCCAAGGAAUUACAGACCAUCAAACGCACAUUCAACUGCAGUGUCUGUAGUAACCGUAUCGUGGGCACUACCAUCGCAAAGGCCGUAUCUCACCUUUCGGAACAGCAUCCAAAUCCAAACCCCAACAACCAGCCAGUGCAGUCAGUGCAGCCACCGCAGGCAACUAAGCAGAAUAAGCAGGAUAAAAAACAGGCACUGGUUAAGGCUCGUCAACAAAUGACUGUGCAGCUGCCCAAGAAGGCCAAGGCAAUGAUUGUGGGGGAAAUAACAAAUGUUUUUAAGGACAAAUACCCCAUAGCAGACAAGUUAAAGGUGAUUCCAGAGUACGAUGUAAUCGAACAGGAUCUUUGCAAGCUUCUAGCUCCGGGCUUUCCCAAGCAACCACUUCGCGUUUAUAAGUUCGGCUCUCGCAUUACCGGCAUUGGGUCGCGUUCUUCUGAUCUGGACGUCUUUGUUGACAUUGGCAAUACUUUUCAUACGUUCGAGCACCGAGCUUCAAAUGCGACAAUUACUAAGCUGCGGUCUAUGCGAAAGUACUUCUUCGGCAGCGAUGACUGGCGCAUUAUUAACGUUAUUGAGCAGGCUCGCGUUCCCAUCAUCAAGACCUGCCAUUUGCCCACAGGAAUUGAAUGCGACAUUUGCUUGAACAGCUUGGGCUUCUGUAACACAAAUCUGCUGAAAUACAUAUUCGAGUCACAGCCAAUUACUCAAUACAUGUGCAUAUAUGUAAAGAACUGGCUGGAGCGGUGCAAGCUGACAGAACAGAUAUCGACGUACAGCAUCACCCUGAUGGUUAUCUACUUCUUGCAACUCCAGGGCCUGUUGCCAUCCAUAGCCAUUCUGCAAGUGGAAGAGAUCGCCAAUCAGGGAGUUCUCGUGGGGCCGUGGGUUGUCAACUUCGCGCAGAAAUCGCUUAACGAGCUAGGCCUGAAGCAAAUAAAUGUGACUGUGCCCGUAGUAAAGGGCUAUCUUAGCACGUUCUUCGCAUUCUAUGCCAAAUUUGACUACGAACAUUUCCUAGUCUGCCCAUAUUUUGGUCAUAGUAACGCUGAGAUACAGAAACUUGAGAAGACCCUGCCUAAUAGGUAUUCAGCAUAUGUAUCAGAGAACGCUGACUGCUCGCUCCAGCUACGAAAACCAAUGGUGGUCCAGGACCCCAUUCAGCUCAAUCAUAAUGUUACUAAAGCGGUGACCAAGUACGGAUUGCAAACUUUUGUAGACUACUGCCAGCAGACAGCCGAACUACUGAAGGAGCCGACGACUAAUUGGCGCGAGCGCAGUGCAUAACUACGUUAAGCCCCUGAUCAUUGUUUCCCUCCCUCCAAUCUCAAGGCACGUUCGUCGCUGGUCUGAUUAGUUUUCACUUUGUGUGUGGUGGAUGCCUAUUAAGGUUUCUUUCAGCUGUAAAUUAUUGGCGUUCUACAAGUCUCGACAAUAUACAACACACAAAGUAUA